AUGGUAUGGCCCGAUGGUAAUGACCAUGGUGGUUGCAGCAUUCUUUCUAUCUAUCUAUCUAUCUAUCUAUCUAUCUAUCUAUCUAUCUAUCUAUCUAUCUCAGUCUGUUCAUAUCUAUCUAUCUCACUCUUUUCAUAUUUAUCUAUCCAUCUUAGUCUGUCCAAUAUCUAUCUUACUAUCUCACUCUGUCCAAUAUCUAUCUAUUGCAUCUUUGUAAGUAUGUAUGUAUGUAUGUAUGUAUGUAUCUAUCUAUCUAUCUAUCUAUCUCAGACUUUUCACAUCUAUCUAUCCAUCUUAGUCUGUUCAAUACCUAUCUAUCUUACUAUCUCAGUCUAUCUAUCUAUCUAUCUAUCUAUCUAUCUAUCUAUCUAUCUAGUAUUCUAUUGCAUCAUUGUACGUAUGUAUCUAUCUAUCUAUCUAUCUAUCUAUCUAUCUAUCUAUCUAUCUAUCUAUCUAUCUAUCUAUCUCUGUUCAUAUCUAUCUAUCUAUCUAUCUCACUCUUUUCACGUCUAUCUAUCCAUCUUAGUCUGUCCAAUACCUAUCUAUCUUACUAUCUCACUCUGUUCAAUAUCUAUCUAUCUAUCUAUCUAUCUAUCUAUCUAUCUAUCUAUCUAUCUAUCUAUCUAUCUAUCUAGUAUUCUAUUGCAUCAUUGUACGUAUCUAUCUAUCUAUCUAUCUAUCUAUCUAUCUAUCUAUCUAUCUAUCUAUCUAUCUAUCUCAGUCUGUUCAUAUCUAUCUAUCUAUCUAUCUAUCUAUCUCACUCUUUUCACAUCUAUCUAUCUAUCCAUCUUAGUCUGUCCAAUACCUAUCUAUCUUACUAUCUCACUCUGUUCAAUAUCUAUCUAUCUAUCUAUCUAUCUAUCUAUCUAUCUAUCUAUCUAUCUAUCUAUCUAA
Molecule: messenger RNA, 894 nt
Organism: Acanthosepion pharaonis
Lineage: Eukaryota; Metazoa; Mollusca; Cephalopoda; Sepiida; Sepiidae
Source: the annotation of a GenBank genome assembly